AUGUCCACCGUAUACGUAGACGAGUCUUCCGGCUCUGACGAGAUUGGCAAGGGUACUCAGGAAACGCCUUAUCAGUCUCUCGCAUUUGCGCUCUUCACCCAUGGGUCAGCGCAGGUCUUGAUUCGCAAAGAUCCUACCGGAUCGUAUGAGGAGCCGACGCAGUCUGCGCUCAAGAAGGCUAAAAAGGGCGCAGAUGGCCUCGAGAAGAAACGAAAGAAAGCUGAGGAGCUCGCGGAGCGUGAGGCAAAGGAGAGGAGCGAAGAGCGGGAUCGGAGACAAAAGCUGCUAGAGGAGAGUAAGACGAUCGUGCUCACCGAGGAUCCUGCCUUACCAAAGGCUGUCAAAUCCAAGAUCAGUAGCCUCACACCGUUUAGAUCUAAACGCGUCCGAACAUCGGGGUGGGUGCAUCGACUUCGAGAUCAAAACAAGAUCAUUUUUGUCGUUCUGCGCGACGGCACAGGGUAUCUCCAGUGCGUACUAUCCGGGAGAGUGGCACAAACAUACGAUGCAUUAACCCUGACUCUUGAGUCUACUGUCGAGCUUGUUGGCACCCUUCAGUCUGUCCCGGAGGGUAAGACAGCACCAGGUGGACACGAACUGAUUGUCGACUAUUGGAAAGUGCUCGGUGCGUCUCCUGGUGGGGAAGAUGCGUUCACCAACCGACUAAACGAGAAAUCGGAUCCUUCUAUCCAGGCUGAUCUACGACAUCUCGUUAUUCGCGGGGAGACCGCUUCUGCUGUACUGAAAUUGCGUUCAGCUCUGUUGAGUUCUUUCCGGACAUCCCUGACCUCGCGUGAUCUAUUGGAGGUUACGCCCCCAUGCAUGGUACAGACACAAGUCGAAGGUGGGGCGACGCUGUUCAAAUUUGAUUAUUAUGGGCAGCCUGCAUUCCUUACGCAGAGCUCGCAACUCUAUCUUGAGACGUGCCUCCCGUCGUUGGGAGAUGUGUUCUGCGUGCAAGAGAGUUUCCGAGCGGAGAACAGCCACACGCGCCGGCAUCUGAGCGAGUAUACUCAUCUUGAAGCGGAACUGGCAUUCAUCACCUUUGACGAUCUCAUGGACCACAUUGAGGGUAUGAUAUGUGACACUGUGGAUCGGCUACUUGAGUCUCCGGACAGUGCAGCACUCAUCAAGCAGCUCAACCCCAACUUCACCGCGCCUGCACGGCCAUUUUUGCGUAUGGCGUAUGCCGACGCUAUCAAGUGGCUCAACGAACACGGUAUCCAGCACGAGGCAGAAGACGCAGACGGGAACGUGAUCAAGGACGAGAGCGGGAGCCCGAAGAUGGUAGACCAUGCUGUCGGCGACGACAUCGCGGAAGCGGCAGAGCGCAAGAUGACAGACAUUCUGGGCGUGCCGAUGUUCCUAUACGGUUUCCCGGCAGAGCUGAAAGCGUUCUACAUGAAGAAGAUGAAGGGCACAGGAGAGGGAGGCCCGGUGUUCACGGAGAGCUGCGACCUCCUGAUGCCAGGUGUCGGUGAGAUUGUCGGCGGUUCCAUGAGGAUAGCAGAUAUGGAAGAACUGCUCGCUGCAUAUAAGCGCGAGGGUAUUGACACUGCGCCGUACUAUUGGUUCACGGACCAGCGAAAGUAUGGGACAUGCGAGCAUGGCGGAUAUGGCCUUGGUGUUGAGGUGGGUCACUGA
Molecule: messenger RNA, 1644 nt
Organism: Fibroporia radiculosa
Lineage: Eukaryota; Fungi; Basidiomycota; Agaricomycetes; Polyporales; Fibroporiaceae
Exons: 7
Coding region: 1-1644 (547 amino acids)
Biological process (GO): asparaginyl-tRNA aminoacylation
Cellular component (GO): cytoplasm
Molecular function (GO): nucleic acid binding; ATP binding; asparagine-tRNA ligase activity
Source: RefSeq, a predicted model, not a curated record